AACACAAAGUACAAGAAUAAUAUUUUCAUUUGUUUAAUUUUGAGGAUGGAAAUAACCAAUAUAAAUGGAGGCAAUGACACUGAGACUCCAUCGCAGACGCCCGACAAGCGGGAACUACUCUGCCUUCUCAAGCUGAUAAGGAAAUACCAGUUGAAGGGCACCGAGGAGCUGCUCUGUCAGGAGGCAAAUGUGAGCAGCGCUGAUCUCGCUGGCAUCUGCGAGGAGGAUGUAAAACUAUUGCUAAGCGAUGCAUUGGCUCAGGCCAGUGAGGCGGAUGAGCAGCUGAACAAGAAACCGAUAGCGGCGCAGUCAGCCAAGUCGCUUGCUGUAACUGAAGCGAAUACAGCCGAGGCGCUGGCAAAGUUCAUUGGGGACGACGCUUUCGAUGCCCAGCAGUAUGAGCAGGCAUACGAUGAGUUGCGAACGUUUGUCGAGGAAUCCCUGGACAUUUACAAACACGAAUUGUCCAUGGUACUGUAUCCGAUCCUGGUGCAGAUCUAUUUCAAGAUCAUAGCCAGUGGACAGAUUGAAAAAGCGCGCGGUUUCAUUGAGAAAUAUAAAUCGAAUCUGGAUGGCUACUAUAUCGAGGGUCUGUUCAAUCUGUUGUUGAUUUCCAAGCCCGAGGAGCUGCUGGAUAAUGAUCUGGUGACUGCGAUGGAGACGGAUAAGUUUGUCAUACGCAUGUCCCGCGAUGCUCACUCCCUGUUCAAGCGCCACAUACAGGAUCGGAGGCAGGAGGUCGUCGCAGAUAUUGUGUCCAAGUAUCUGCACUUUGACACCUACGAGGGCAUGGCGCGCAACAAGUUGCAGUGCGUCGCAACGGCCGGGUCGCAUAUCGGUGAUGCGAAGCGACAGGAUAAUAAGGUGCGGGUCUAUUAUGGCCUGCUCAAGGAGGUGGACUUUCAGACGCUGACGACGCCAGCGCCGGCACCCGAAGAAGAGGACGAUGAUCCCGACGCACCCGAUAGACCUAAGAAAAAAAAACCGAAAAAAGAUCCGUUGCUUUCGAAGAAAUCAAAAUCGGAUCCCAAUGCACCUGCAAUAGAUCGCAUCCCGCUGCCCGAGCUGAAGGAUGCGGACAAGCUGCUCAAGCUGAAGGCGCUGCGUGAGGCGAGCAAGCGACUACCGCUCAACAAGGAUCAGCUGCCGUCGGCCGUCUUCUACACCGUGCUCAAUUCGAUGCAGGGCGUCACCUGUGCCGAGAUCUCUGACGAUUCCACGAUGCUCGCCUGCGGCUUUAGUGAUUCGACGGUGCGCAUCUGGUCGCUGACGCCGGCCAAGUUGCGUGCGUUGAAAGAGGCGGAUGCACUGCGUGAACUGGACAAGGAGUCGGCCGACAUCAACGCUCGCAUGCUGGACGAGCGCAGUGGCGAGAUGACGCGCACCUUUAUGGGUCACACUGGGCCCGUCUAUCGUUGCGCCUUUGCGCCCGAAAUGAAUCUGUUGCUCUCGUGCUCUGAGGAUAGCACCAUCCGCCUUUGGUCACUGCUCACCUGGUCCUGUGUGGUCACCUAUCGUGGCCAUGUCUUUCCCAUCUGGGAUGUGAGAUUUGCUCCGCAUGGCUACUAUUUCGUCUCCUGUUCGUAUGACAAAACGGCCCGUUUGUGGUCCACGGAUUCGAAUCAGUCGAUUCGCGUCUUUGUGGGUCAUCUGUCGGAUGUGGAUUGUGUGCAGUUCCAUCCCAAUUCCAAUUACAUUGCCACCGGCUCCAGCGAUCGCACUGUGCGUCUCUGGGAUGCACUCAACGGUCAAUCCGUGCGUCUCAUGACAGGACAUAAGGGCACCGUCAAUACUCUGGCGUUCUCCACCUGUGGUCGUUACUUGGCCUCCGGUUCCGUGGAUCACAACAUCAUUGUGUGGGAUCUGUCGAAUGGAUCGCUGGUCACAACACUGCUGCGGCACACGAGCACUGUCACCACGAUUACCUUCAGCCGGGAUGGAACUCUGCUUGCCGCAGCUGGGCUGGACAACAAUCUGACGCUGUGGGACUUCCAUCGGCUCACCGAAGAUUAUCUCCGCAAUCACAUCACGGUGUCGCAUCACCAGGACGAGAACGAUGAGGACGUAUACCUGCUGCGCACAUUCCCCAGCAAGAACUCACCUUUUGUGGCGCUUCAUUUCACCCGGCGCAAUCUUCUCAUGUGCGUCGGACUCUUCAAGAGCUAAGCGAGAUCAUUUGGAAUCUAAAUAUAUAUAUACAUAUAACUUUGUUAAGCUAAGCGGGACACAAUUCGGGAAUCAAUUUGUAGUUACUUUUAUGGUCUAAGUGUGUUCUUGUGUCGUCUUUAAUUGUUUCUAAAACUAUAAUUUGUCAUUCAGCAUUCGUUUCGAGAUUUCUGGCAUCCGAUUUACGAUCUAAGUUAAUAUUAGUCAUAAGCUCUAAAAUGCAAAUAUAUUUUGGGUAAAAGCACCAA
Messenger RNA from Drosophila grimshawi, 2414 nucleotides. RefSeq names its product transcription initiation factor TFIID subunit 5 (gene Taf5). The record is from RefSeq and is a predicted model, not a curated record. Gene Ontology annotation, cellular component: transcription factor TFIID complex. The transcript has a single exon. Gene Ontology annotation, molecular function: RNA polymerase II general transcription initiation factor activity; protein binding. The coding region runs from base 46 to 2166 and encodes 706 amino acids. Gene Ontology annotation, biological process: transcription initiation at RNA polymerase II promoter. NCBI's taxonomy places the organism in Eukaryota, Metazoa, Arthropoda, Insecta, Diptera, Drosophilidae.